Messenger RNA from Pecten maximus, 5561 nucleotides. Its product is annotated as cysteine--tRNA ligase, cytoplasmic-like. The coding region runs from base 126 to 2486 and encodes 786 amino acids. Gene Ontology annotation, cellular component: cytoplasm. The record is from RefSeq and is a predicted model, not a curated record. Gene Ontology annotation, biological process: cysteinyl-tRNA aminoacylation. Lineage: Eukaryota; Metazoa; Mollusca; Bivalvia; Pectinida; Pectinidae. The transcript is spliced from 21 exons. Gene Ontology annotation, molecular function: ATP binding; cysteine-tRNA ligase activity.
GGACCGGAAGUGUCUUGGUUUCAUCACCUCACGUCGUUACAUCUGGCGGUAUAUAAAAGUUGUUUCCCAUAACCCGUAUUCAGUAGUGGCAGGCAUGACAAACACUUAGGGGUGUUAAUAAAUUGAUGGCAUUGCAGGCACUCCUAUUGAAGACAUUUCACCGUUCCCCACUAACUUUUAAGCCAGUGGUAACUAUUGUGGUUGCAAACUCACUUUGCACGAAACAGAUCCAGGCAAAUUGGAAAAGGUCAAAGAUGACUAGUAAGAGAGUCCAGCCUCCAUGGAAAGUCCCUGAGGGUACUGAUGAUGUAAAGCUCAAGUUCUACAACAGCCUGACUCGUCAAAAGGAGGUGUUUGUGCCCCAGAAUGGCCGCCGUGUCUUGUGGUACAGCUGUGGUCCUACCGUGUAUGAUGCCUCCCAUAUGGGUCAUGCCAGGUCGUACAUUUCCUUCGACAUCCUGCGGCGGGUGAUGCAGGACUACUUUAACUACGAUGUUUUGUACUGUAUGAACAUCACUGAUGUCGACGACAAGAUUAUCAGACGGGCACGACAGAACUAUCUUUGGCAAAACUAUAUGGGGGAAAGUCAUCCAUGGAAAAAGGUCAUGGACGAUACUCUGCUGGCCAUGAAGCCGUUCUCCGUAAAGUUGACCAAAGAAGCAGAUCUGGACAAGAAAGCUAUGUACGAGCGACAAAAAGCCAAGGUUGACGCAGCUGUGAACAACUUGGAGUCGGUGAUGAAUAACCAAUCAAAAGACGAGGCAGCCAUUCAGGCCGCACGGGAGAAUCUGUUGGAGUCCUCAAAGGACAUUAUCAGUGAUUGGUUGGACCAAAAUCAUGGGUCAGAGGUCACAGACAACUCCAUCUUUUUAAGUCUACCCAAAUACUGGGAGGAAGACUACCACAAGGACAUGGAAUCUCUUAAUGUACUACCAGCCGACGUCCUGACAAGGGUCACAGAGUACAUACCUGAGGUCAUUGAUUAUGUCCAGAAGAUCAUUGACAAUAAUUAUGCAUAUGAAGCCAAUGGUUCUGUGUACUUCAGGACAUCUGAAUUCUCAGAAUCAGAUGGACAUUUCUACGGCAAGUUAGUACCAGAGGCUGUCGGUGAUGCCAAUGCUCUGAAUGAAGGGGAAGGUGAACUUAGUGUCUCUGAAUCUCAGCUCGGACAGAAGAAAAACCAGAGUGACUUUGCUCUAUGGAAAGCUUCAAAACCAGGUGAACCAUCGUGGGAUUCUCCCUGGGGAAAGGGACGCCCUGGCUGGCACAUUGAAUGUUCCGUAAUGGCAAGUUGCAUUCUGGGAGAAUCCUUGGAUAUCCACACUGGAGGAUUUGAUCUCAAGUUCCCUCACCAUGACAAUGAGUUGGCCCAGGCUGAGGCCUACUACGAAAACGACAACUGGGUCCGCUACUUCCUCCACACAGGACAUCUGACCAUCGACAACUGCAAAAUGUCCAAGUCACUCAAGAACUUCAUUUCCAUAAAGGAAGCUCUUAAGAAACACACAUCUCAACAGCUGCGUCUGCUCUUCCUUCUCCACGCCUGGAAGGAUACUCUCGACUACGGUGAUAACAGCAUGGAGGUCGCUCUCAAGUACGAAAAGAAUGUCAAUGAAUUUUUCCUCACUGUUAAAGACGUUCUGAGAUUGACCCCUAGCACUGGCGUAGCAGCCUUUGAAAAGUGGACCGAAGACGAAGUAGCGAUGAAUGAAACCUAUCUGGCCAUGAGACGAGAUGUGCAUGCAGCUUUGUGUGAUUCCAUCAACACCCGUCAGACUUUAGAAGUGAUGAGAGAAGCCAUAUCUGCCUGUAAUAUCUACAUCACCAAGUGUAAGGUGGAUAAACGCUUCCCCAAUCGUAUGCUGCUGAAAAACAUGGCUACCUACAUCACUAACAUGCUGAAGAUUUAUGGUGCAAUAGAGACCGAGACUGUGAUUGGAUUCCCCCAGGGUGGAACUGGUGGUACUGAUUUGGAAGGGACAGUGAUGCCAUAUCUCCAAGCAUUUGCCCAGUUCCGUGACGAUGUGAGGAAAGUUUCUCGGGAACAGAAAGUGGUUGACAUCCUGAAGAUUUGUGACCAGGUUCGUGACGAUACUCUGCCAAAUCUCGGAGUUCGUCUAGAGGACCAUGAAGAUAGACCUACUGCCAUUAAAUUGGUCGAUCGGGAAACUCUCAUGAAAGAGAGGGAGGAAAAGCUCAAGCAACAAGAACUGAAACGAAAAGAAAAGGAACGAAAGAAGAGAGAACUUGAAGCAGCUAAGGAGGCUAAGGAAGCACAGGCACGAAUUCCUCCUUCUGAACUCUUCAAGAAGGAGACCGAUAAAUACUCUAAAUUUGAUGACAAGGGAAUUCCAACCCAUGAUGCUGAGGGAAAAGAGCUCGCUAAAUCAGCCCUUAAAAAACUCACCAAGAUGUAUGAAGCUCAGGAAAAGACAUACAGCAAGUACCUGAAGAGUCAGCAGGGAGGGGCCAGUGGGGAGUCUUAAUCAAUGAAAUCUUGAGAAGAUUUGAUAGACAUAAUUGUUGUGACUGUAUCGUGUAGCUUAUAUCUGUCAUUAAACUUUUACACAGCUUGAAAUGCAUGUCAUUUCAAAAAAGGAAUUUCUGAAUAUUUCUGAAUUGUGCACUUAAUAACUGACUUUUGAUCUGACCACAGGAAUCAUCAUUGUUGUGUUAUAAGUGGUUGUCACCUUGUGUACCACUUACCAAUAUUUCCUGGACAUGUAAUGCCCCAAAUCAAUGUUUCAUGUUGUGACAUUAUCAUAUGUAGUAUGUAGUAUUUUUAAUUGGUAAUGGUUUAUGUCCCUAAAGCUUACUCCCAGGAAUUUUAUUCCACUGUGAUGGUAGAUAGAAUUAUUAAUCCAUUAGAUAUCUUUCUGAGAUCAAUAAAUCACAAAUUAUGAAGGUAAGGUAAAUUUAAAUGGUCCUUAUUCAUAUAAGUAGGCUCCUAAGACUGUCACAUCCCAGAUCCUUGGACGUAAUACAAUCGAAGACAGUUGAGUCCCAGCUACUCGGACAUAAGACAAUCUACAUUAUUUAAAGAUAAACUCACUAAUCUUCAUCGCUUGCCAUUUCUGCAAGAGUUACCAUCCUGAGACAUCGCAGUUUGAUUUUGAAUCCCUAUCACUCGAGUAUUUUGCUUCUACAGGGUACAAAAUCACUCUGUACUGUAAAAAUGUAUUGUAACUGUCAGUCAGCAGGUGAUUUGUUAACUACCACCAGAGGUAGAUGAUUAAACGUGGAAUUAAAUAUUCUUAAGUGAUUGUCACAUUUACAGUGUUUUGCCAGUGUCUCUGUGGAUCUGAGGACUGAUAGGGAAUGAUUUACCUAUGUCUGUGUAUACCUGUUGUAAUGCUCUGUGUCGAUCGUUCGUGUAUUGUGUAAUCACAAGGAGGAUUAGAUGUGUAUGUUUCAAGCUUGUCUGUCAAUUCUGCUGUAUUUAAAAAUCUCCACUAGUAAAUACGAUCCACAUGUUUAUGGUGCCUAGUAAAUACGAUACACACGCUUUGUACGUAUGUUGUCUAGUAAAUACGAUCCACAUGCUCUGUACGUAUGGUGCCUAGUAAAUACGAUACACACGCUUUGUACGUAUGGUGCCUAGUAAACACGAUACACACACUUUGUACGUAUGUUGUCUAGUAAAUACGAUCCACAUGCUUUGUACGUAUGGUGUCUAGUAAAUACGAUCCACAUGCUUUGUACGUAUGGUGUCUAGUAAAUACGAUCCACAUGCUUUGUACGUAUGGUGACUAGUAAAUAUGAGACACAAGCUUUGUACAUAUGGUGCCUAGUAAAUACGAUACACACGCUUUGUACGUAUGGUGCCUAGUAAAUACGAUCCACACACUUUGUACGUAUGGUGCCUAGUAAACACGAUACACACACUUUGUACAUAUGGUGCCUAGUAAAUACGAUCCACAUGCUUUGUGCGUAUGGUGCCUAGUAAAUACGAUCCACAUGCUUUGUGCGUAUGGUGCCAAUGUCUCAGGAUUAUUUAUAGAAAGUUGAAGUGGAUUUCCUCUCAUUGACUUCAAUUCAAUCCAACUUUAUUUUGUUCUUAUUGGAUAAUUGACUUAGACCCUGUUCUCAAUGUUUUUGUCAUUAUUAUUUAUUUGUUGACAUUUUAUUAAAAAUAAUGCAAAAUAUUACGAAUCCUCUGUAGAAGAGUACAUGUAUUAUCAAUUACAGAGACUAAGAUUGUCUGACCUCAACAACACUUUUACAAUCUACACAAUUAUCUUUAAUUUUGUUUGUACAUUUUUUAUGUAUGACUGUUCACUUUAAAUGACUAUAUAAUAGGAGACCAUUAUGUGGUAGAGCACUACAGGAUGUGUUAACAGUUUAAAGACACAAUGUUGGUUGUGAUAUAAAGGACCAAGACAGCCCCCAGUAAAUUGUACUGGAUGUAUUACGCAACAGACUGUGGAGUACACAAUCUUAGAAACAGAUAAUUUCGAGUGUUUUCUCUCGGAGCAAUUCCUACAAGAUUUGGUUGGAGGCAAGGGGAUGUUUAGGAAUGAUAUAAUGUAAAAAGUGUCCAAGGUUUAUUGUCAGGCCUUACAAUAACCCAGCAUCAUCUAGUGCCUUCCUUAAACCCACAUUAGAACUCCGCGGACAGGUAAGGUUAUUUCCCAUCAAUAACUUUAAGAGAAUUUGUAAAACCCAAAAUUUCUACUGUCUGUAUACACCCAAAGGUCCAACUCAAGACAAAGAUUAAAUCUUUAGAAUGUUUCAACUAGUCUGAAGUGUUUAUCCUAUAAUCAUGUGAAGAAUCCUGCUUAAAUUAGUGAAAGUUACCUACAGUUACGGGUGUGACGCCUAAGGUAAACAGCUAUUUAUACCAUAUCUUAAAAACUCUAAUCUGAUUGACCUAGAUCAUUAUGGUCAGGAAACAACACGUACAAGCCCAAAUCAACUGAUUAAUUUACUGAUAUAGAUAUUUAGAUCUACAUUGUUUACUAUUAUAACAACUUACAUCAAAUUAUUAACUGUUUUUCAAUUGAUAUCCACCUUUUUUUUUCUUUUUUUUUUAAAAUUAAUAUUUUGUAAAAUUAUACUAAAAAAAAUUUUUUUUAUAGUUUUUGCUUAAUAAUGAUGCCAAGGUAUUGUCUUAGUGUUGAUAAUAUGUAUCUUUUUAAAAACAACAAAGGUUACAUACACAAUAGAAAAAUCAUAAUUCACAAUUCACAAUUCAUAGAGUGAUUAAACCAGGGCAAACUAUAAACAAAAAUUACAAUUUGUAUGGAGACUCCUGUAAAAGUACAAGGAGAAUAAGACCAGGUGUUUCAGGGGAGUGACCGUCUUCUGUUUCAUUGAGAACACCCACCAGAUAAAAUAAUAGAUAAAAUGUUUCAUGAACAUUACAGACACUGAUUGUAGUCUUAUACAACAUGUAUGUAUAACCGGUUAUAUUGACUGUUUUUUCUAUCAGUUAAUUCAAUUGAAGGCAUCAAAUUACCUAUACUGAUAACAGUUCCAGCAUUUGAAGUUACUAAAUGCAUGCAUGUCUAUGCCAGAUUUUUUCCAUUGACAAAUUUAAAUAAAAAAGUGAUGGCAACCUG